GUCAGUACAAGGAUGUUGAUUAUUCGCUGUACAACUUCAUAUUUGUAGAAAAUCAAAAUCCGAAGUUUAUAUUAUUUUUGUCGGUCCCGUCGUGCAUGAAGAUCUCGUGUUUAUUAUUUGCGUGAACCUACUGGGAGAUCAUUGGUGGAUGAUGGGGCCUUUUUCCGUGGUGCGGCGCCGAAGGGCGGCUGCCUUGUGCUGCAGCAGUACGGUCCUCGCAGGCUUAGCAUACGGGUACUCUUCAACCAAGUUUCUUCUGGAGCAGAAGUCGUCAAAAGGCGCCCGAAUAUCAAAUGUAAAAAUGUCUGGGUCUGGAAGAUUGUCAGGUUUGUCAUGCACAUUUUGCAUGACUCCUGAUGUCUGUGAUGCAUGCCUUAGCAUCACAGAUUUUGUGAGGGCUUCCUGAUGCCUAUACCGCAUGACAAAUGCUCUUUCCGUGUAGCAAAACUUGGACUCUCUUUGCUGCUCAUGCAAUACAGAUUUUUUUAGAAUCCAAAAUCAGCAUGACAAGUUGGAUUCUUCCAGACCCAGACACUUUUACAGUUGAUGCCGAACGUCCUCACGGGUGAUGACCGGAACAAGUAAGGUAUUGAGAGGAAAGAUCCCCCCUCCCCAUAUCGAAAAGGUAUGUUUCCAAAAAUUUGUGUUGCGGAUUUGAGGUCACAAAUCACCUCUGUCUUGCGAGAAGGCAAACCCAAAGAAUGCGCCGCCUUAUGGAGGCGAUUUGUAAUGCUGUUUCACCUACAUGGCAGGCCUCUCUCAUGCCAAGCGCCUACAAGAAAACACCCCUACGCACGCUGAGGCUGUGCCUGUAGUGCCUCGCUGCAAGACAGGGCUGAUUUGUGUACACAAAUCCAGCAACAGAAGUUUCCGCUUCAAUAUGGGGAGGGGGGAUUUUUCAUUUUGAUAUAAGGCGGUGCGCAUUCGAAACAGGAACAAGGCAACAGCGGAGAAGCAGAGCCAAAGUCCUAUCCGACCGGAAGGCAUUUUGUCAAAACUGCAAGAGCCGGGCGUGUACUGCAAGAGCCAGACUGCCUUCGGACGGCGCGGCAUGUGUAGUACCCCCGACGAGACGAACCAGGACACGGAUCUCGCCGACGCCGCGGCCACGGUCAGUCUUGCGCAGUGCGAGGAGGACUGCAUCGCGCGCGACUGCGACGCGUUCUCGCUGUACCUGGCCGCCUACUAUGAAGACGGGCAGGUGAAAGACUCGACCGAGGAGUGCUGUACCCUCUACACGAACUGCGAGUGGGACACCGCCACCAACCCCGCCACCGAUUGGGCGUUUGGCUACCAGUUCUACAUGAUGCUGGGAUCUCGGUUGCGCGACCCCGCCGUAGAGCUCAACGCGACUGCUUCGUCUACGCAGGAUAACUACAUCGCGACCUAUCAGACCGAAAAACGAUGUUGAUGCCUCAUAGGUACCUAUAUCAAACUCGUUGUGAUGCGUCGUUGGAGGUGUUGUACACAAUCUCAUCUUGCAACAAGGCAAGCAGAAAUUGGCUUCAGUAUGUCUCAUUCGGUAGGCGAUUUCUCCUGCCAGUGGUCGCCGUCGUGGUGUUUAGAGACGUUUGAAAUGCUUCUCCAAAACAGCUAGUUGUACCCUACGACAGACUCCUCAAGUCGAGGGCACUGCUUUUUUCGGAAUGCCUGAUCAAAAGACAAAAUGAUUCGCAUCUUGAAGAUAUGCUGUCUCUGCGUUCUUUGACUAUGUAUGUCAUACAUAGUCAAAGAACGCAGAGACAGCAUAUCUUUUAUCAGAUAAAAGAUAUGAGGGCUCCUUGUUGCACUCUGAUAAGACCAUGCCGCUGACGAUGGCUCCGGUUACAGACGUUGCUGAGCCUGCCAAUACCUGCAUGCAGACCGGGGAGAAUGGCGUGGAGUUUUGGACGCUGUCGAUGGCGGGCGGGCCCAGGAUGGUCAAGAGGCUCAAGCUCUUAUCGAAGAAAAAAGCUGUGUAGAUGUGACUUUGCGUUGCAGACGAUGCGAGACGGUUAAGUACACUUGUCAGGCUGGAUAUGCUACUUUAUAGGCAAGUUUCAUGAUACGCGUUUUCUUCACACACUACCUGCGCAUGCUGUGCUGCCAGACAGGUUUGCCAUGCUGUUUUUCUUGUUCCCAAAAGAGUUACACUAACACAAUUUUUUCUUGCUGGAUAGCCCUUCAACCGCAAAAUAGAUCCGGGUGCUGGGGUAGAGGACAUCCUGUCCACUUCGACGGACUUUUACGUUAUCAAGGGAACGACCCCGGCCGGUGCACCCAUCGAAGAAAAAAUCGAGCACGGGAGCAUCUCCGAAUCGGGAACGGAAAUUGUCCUCAAACCCGCGCGACAAGCAACCGGCUUCAAGCUCCAGAGUGCGGUGGAUAAUAUCGCAGGAAAAAAUCAGUGUCUCAGAAGUACUGAGUUCCACUUUGUAUUGCGAAGCUUUCUGUUUGAUUCAAAUUUUUCGCAUGCUGGACACGCAACAAAGUUAGCUUGUUUCUAAAGCAUCUUCUCACUCUGUUUGCUUAUGACGGAUGGGUCACAGAAGACUCCGGCUGGCUACACUCGUCGGGAAUUUGUGUACCUGAAAGAAUAUGCAAAAGUCGGGGACGAGAGCAGCUUUUCUUUUUCCUGGGAUAGAUCACAAGAAGCUCGUACUGUGCGGGAUUUUUGUGGACGUGGUGAACGUGGAUGAUGUGGCAAAGGAGGCACAGGACACAGUCCAAAAAGUUUCCAAUGCUAUCGUGAACUCGCCGGUGGAGGAUUUGGAGGGGACGGUGGAUGAGAUGAUGCGGUCUUUUAUCGCCUAGAAGCAGAUGAUUGUGCAUAUCAUCAUGUCGUUCCCGGUGCAUAUAAUAUUACCGAAUGGUACGGAUGAUGACCCGAUUGGUAUCUUUUCGAAGAGCUUGCUUUCACUAUGCUCCUCAUGUUGGCAUGCAAGCCGGGGCGGCUGACUACAUGUGUUAUUCUAUGCAUCACGAAUAUAAUGAUAUGCUCCUUCUUUUCCGCGCGAUACCUGUGCAAGACAAGACCGCGGACCUGCUUGGCCGAUAGAGAGUUGUUGGGGGCGCUCGUUGUAUUUUUCGUUCUCCGUGCGAAAGAUUCAAACCGAAAAACGAGCAGCCAGGGUUUACUUCGUCACAACCUGCACAACAUGCUUCUAUGAGAUGGACAAUAAGAUUAUCGUAAGAACUAGAUCUUCUAGGACCGAGCUCAUGAGGGCAGGUCGCAAGCCCCCGGCCUCAAUUGGCUUGGGAUUUAGCAAUUUUUGGUGUACGUCCACCUCCAUUUUUCGCAAGAUUUCAAGAAUCAGGCGAUACCAGAGGGAAGGCCAUUCCUCAUCGUGCCAUAAAUACAAGUAUUUUACAGAAUUUUGGCUCCUCAAAGGAUAUUUUUUUUCAAGUUUGUUUCACCGUAAUGCUAAUGCAGGGGGUUGAAGCAGGGGGAGCAGGAACAGGAUGACGGAGAAGGGAAAGAUCUGCGCUUCAUAGCUGGGAUCAUAUCAAGAGAAAUGAGCAGAGUUGGAAAAUGAACGAUGUAUCAGGAAAUUAUUGUCUGCGUUGUCGAAUCCGAGCCGCUUGGCGCUUUUUACAGCGGUCAUCUGUUCUGUCAGUCAAGAUGAAUUGAAAUGCAACAAUAUCGUUCGAUUCGGAUUGCUUGCGCAGGCCAUGUGGAAGAGAACAACUUCAAUUGCAAUCCUUAUCCCUCAAUCAUAUCUUGUGGUGGGUGUGCAGGCCACCUCCUGAUUUCAAUGCGUGCGGUAUCGAUAUGUUGCGCAGCGCAGUGGAUCUCGAUAUUGCAUGGAACAAAAUUAUGCACGACGGCAGUCACGUGAUCAGAGUUUGCUGGUAUAAUGGAAGGGACCAAUACUAUCUGUGAGUUGUUGCAAUUCAAAAUAUCAUGGGUUCCUUGGACACGGUCAUAGAACAGAUUUAGAUCAUUGAUGGGUGUGUGGAAACAGAG
Amoebophrya sp. A120 is the source of this 3946-nucleotide messenger RNA. The record is from the annotation of a GenBank genome assembly. NCBI's taxonomy places the organism in Eukaryota, Dinophyceae, Syndiniales, Amoebophryaceae.